Rubroshorea leprosula is the source of this 1839-nucleotide messenger RNA. Lineage: Eukaryota; Viridiplantae; Streptophyta; Magnoliopsida; Malvales; Dipterocarpaceae. The record is from the annotation of a GenBank genome assembly.
UUAAUGCCAGAACAAGGCUGGAGAUCCAAGCAGAUGCUGCAUGUGUGGAUCUUAGAUCUCGGUGUCCAUAUUUCUAUGAAUUUGGCUGCAAGAUACUGCCUCUAAAUUAAACAGUUUUCUCGGAGAGAAUGAAAAAACUUGAGCUUGGGUUCCAAUGGGCUUCGUCCAAGCCCAAGUUACUAUUACACCGUAGCUCCAUAACCACGUUACGUCGUUACCAAUUGACGGCCCACGGGAAUUGCGGAAAAAGGAAAAGCGCAGAAAAUUGGGUGCGUCGUUCUUCACGGCGCAACACGAAUUCAAGCGCCAACAGCACCCGACUAAACUCUGAACUCCGAAGCAAACAAACCUGCCCCAAAGAUUACCAAACAGGCGUCAGCCUGCUUUUUUUACUGGCAGCAAUGGCUGCAACCAAGACCCGAGGAAGUAGCUUUUCUCGUGCCGUGUCAGCUGCAACACCAUCACUAGCCCCCGGACUCAAGUGUGGACCCAAUGGCACGGUUUUUCUAUCUUCUGGGAUACCUGACCUUGAUAAGAUAUUGGGUGGUGGGUUCACUUUAGGGAGCCUAGUUAUGGUGAUGGAAGAUUCUGAAGCACCUCAUCACAUGCUUUUAUUGAGGAAUUUCAUGUCUCAGGGACUUAUUCAUAAUCAACCUCUUCUCUAUGCUAGUCCAUCCAAAGAUCCAAAGGGAUUUCUGGGCACUCUGCCUAGUCCAGCUUCAUCCAAAGAUGAUAAACCCCGUGACCGUGAUACAGAUCAGGAGAAAGGGUUGAGAAUUGCUUGGCAGUACAAGAAGUAUUUUGGCGAAAAUAAUCCCAAUUUUACUGGUCAUAGAGAUGAUAAGCAUGAGUACUGCAAUGACUUUGACUUGCGGAAGCCCCUAGAGAGGCAAUUUCUCAUCAGGCAACAUGUAGAUUGUGUUAGCCUCCAGGAUUCUAUGAAUCUUUCUGUGUUGCUGGACCAUUGUGGGACGUUCUUAUCUCAGUUUCCACGAAAUGAUAACAAUAGCAGCAUUACAACGGCUGGCCGUAUUGCUAUCCAAUCAUUCUGCGCUCCAGAUUGCGGAUAUUCAAACAUGGAAUGGCAUAUGCUUUCAUUUAUUAGAUCACUCAAAAGUGUGAUGCGUUCUUCAAAUGCAGUCGCUGUUUUAACUUUUCCACCUUCCCUGCUUUCACCAUCCUUCUGUAAAAGAUGGCAGCACAUGGCUGAUACCUUGCUUUCUGUCAAGGCAAUCCCAGAUGAAGAUAGGGAGUUGGCGCAACUUCUCACUGGUUACCAGGACAUGGUUGGGCUUCUCAAUGUGCACAAAAUAGCACGCAUCAAUACACAGGUCAACUUAGAAUACCCAUUCCCCUGGUCUUUCUUUUGUGGUUGUUCCACAGGUAAUGCAGCAUUUAUGCUAUUUUGCUCAUUGUCUUCCAUUAGUUUCAUACUAUCGUGUUGGUCCAAAUUGUCAGCAGGCUCCUAUGAUCCUUGAGGCAACCACUUUCUCAAUCAAGUUGCAAAAGCGCAGAUAUUUGGUUUUAGAAUGUCUAAAUCAAGCCCCUAUCGACGGUUCUAGUGGGGCUUCAUAUGGCACAUCCGGUAGUUGCUCUGCAUCCUCCAAGACUGGGAGACUUGAUUUCUGAAUUCAUCACUCUCAUAAUAGUCAUGUCAUAGUAUCGAACGCGUGGAUGCGUGUGUUCCCCAAGUAUUUAGAAGCCAAUUAUAAUUAGUAUUACAUGUGAUUGAUUGUGUAAGAUAAGAUUUUGUGUAAUUAUUUUUAUAUUUUUUGUGAGCACAAUGGACCGACAAAUUGAUUUUGUUUCAUGUUAAAGCAACAAAUAGUUAAGGACCGC